Salvia miltiorrhiza (redroot sage) is the source of this 842-nucleotide messenger RNA. RefSeq lists its product as uncharacterized. Lineage: Eukaryota; Viridiplantae; Streptophyta; Magnoliopsida; Lamiales; Lamiaceae. The record is from RefSeq and is a predicted model, not a curated record. The transcript is spliced from 5 exons. The coding region runs from base 126 to 386 and encodes 86 amino acids.
GUACUAACCUAACGAAGAACAACAGCCUGCGCAGAAUCCACGCAAGGCAAACUGCCAAAUGUGGUCGAUCAGAUGAGAAAAUAAUCGUUGAGAAAAGGAAUUCCGAGGGAUUCAUAAUUUCAGCCAUGAAAGAUUACGAGAUUGAAGAAAAGAAGCAAGCUGCUUCAGACGUCAUGUUUCAAUAUUCAAAAUUUGCUCUUGCAUGUCUUGGAAACCAGGCUCGGCCAUGCGACUUAAGGUUGCAUCUGAUGAAGGAGAUUUCUGGUUUGCCGACUUCACUGAAAAAGGCGCCAUCUCACACAGCUGCUUCUCCUGAUGUUAUGGGAGAAUCGUCUGGCACAGGCACUGCAAGACUUGACAAGGCAGAUAGUUUUAGAGCACUCUGAGAUAUUAUGAGAUACCAACCUCAUUAGGGAAUGAGAAGCUGUGUAACCCGUUUCUUCGUACAUCAAGUGUGGAAAUUCGGAAGUCACUCAAAAUACCCGAGUCUGCAGAUGAUGCAGAGGCGCUAGGCGCCAUCCGUCAAGCCAAGGACAAUUUUUAGGGUCGAUAACAAGACCGGAAAUAUGUAUUACCAGCCACGUAGACUCUUCUAGAAGUCUGCUAAACUCGACCCGUGGAGUGAAGACGAUUGGGAUGAAUCAUACCAUUGGAGAAAGAAAGUGAUCUCAUGAAGAGUUCUAUGCAUAAGGUAGGCCCAUUGCAGUGUGUUGGAUCCCAAUCUUUCAUAGAACUUUGCUUCCUUUUGAAGGCAAGAUUUCUUUGUUUUGAUCAAAUGAUGAAAUAUCUGAGUUUGGUGUGUAACUUUGGGAAAGAAAGCUAACUAUUUUGAUGUUGAUUUA